GUCGAGAACUUCGACUUCUCCCGCGUUAGUUUUGCUCAGCCGGUAGCAGAAGGAGGCGACUUCGAGGAUGCUUUUUAUCCGGAUGUAACCGCCGAGGAUGACAGGCUGAUGUUGGCCAUCUCUCAUGCGCCAAGAAAGCUUCGAAAUGGAUCUUUGACAGCGGCUGUCAAUGCAAUGUGGUGCGCCGAGCAAGGAUACCCAUUUGUUUUGGACCAGCGCAACGUGCACCCAGCCGAGAGCAAGUCCCAGGUGAUCCCACACUGGUUGCGGAGGUGCAAGCAAGAGGGCAUAAAUUGGCUGUUGUGGCUUGAUGGCGAUCUCAUCUUGGUGGGGCAAAACGCCAGCCUCGAUUUUAUUGCCAAGGUCAUUGAACAGUUUGAUGGCAGCGAUGCGCAGAUCCUGCUGCCGGACAAACAGCAUGGAACGGCUGCGAGCGCAACAAGCUUCGGCAUGAUCUUCCUGCGGUGCAGUGAUUGGGCGAUAGCCUUGAUGGAGAAGGUUAGGAACGAAAGCUCUGAUGAGGGAAUUCAUGACGAUGAAGCCUUUUGGGAGAUGCUCGUUUCUGAUGCGUUGGAGGCAAAGCGACGCUUCGUUGAGGUGCCACCCGAGGCGACACACCCCGUGUCCCUCCUGGCUUCUGCAGAACGACAGCCAGUGCUUCACUUGGCUCACCUUCCCGCAUCCAUCCGGAACGAGACCUUCUCGGCAGCACUCGCAGCAGAAUGUAGCCGGACGCGAGGUUCCGCUUUGAACUUAACAUCGGUGCGGCACGCCUACGAGAACAGCCUGUACCUGGCCGCGAACAAAGAUUUUCGAGAAGCUGGGACCUCCAGGUAUGCCUUUGUUCUGGCAAAGCGCUUCAAAGAGCAAGGGCGCAUGCAAGAGGCAGAAGAUCUCUUGCGCUGGGCACUUGACGGGCUGCACGCUGAGCUGGGAGAGCAGAAGAUUGAUACACUGUUCGGGAAAGUGGCACUUGCGAAAUUCCUGGCAGAUCAGGAUCGCGUUUCCGAAGCUCGACCAAUCUUCGAAGAUGCGGUGGCGGCCGGCUUCAAGGCCCUUGGGGCUCACAAUCCUGUAAUGCUGGAUUGGCAAGAGCGCCUGGCGCUUCUGCUGGGUCGCCAAGGGAUUCACCAGGAGGCCACAGGCUUGCUGCGGCAAGUAAUCCGUGGCCGCCGAAGAUGGAGGGAAGAGGCUCGCGUCAAGGCUGCGGCGCUGCAGAUGCGCGAGCUCCUGCUCCAAAGUAGUAAUGCUGUUCCAUCGGCUGAGCAGCUGAUUGAAGAGACAAUGUCGAACUUCCCAGAUGCUGCAGACAACGUGGCACGCCAAAGGCUUAUCAAAGCCAAUGAGAAGUCAUCCAAGCUCUCGGGCGAGGGUAAUCUCAACCAAGCAGAGUGGGUUCUCAAGCGGGCGCUCGAGAAAUCAACCCUAGCUUUGCCUGUUUCAGAUCCGGACCUGCUCGUGAGCCGGCUCAACCUAGGAGCCCUCCGGCAGCGCAUGUCGAAGCCAGAGGCCCUCUUGGACUUAGAGGAAGUCUUCCAGGCACAGGUGUCGAUGAUGGGGCCGGACCACCCCGAUACCCAGGCCACCAUCCAGGCAAUCAGUGGCCUCGAAGGAUGGCAAGGAGGACAAUACAACGUUCACGGGCGGUAUCAGGGGGCGCUUAGCAAGCUGACUUCUGCCAUCAAUCGCUUUGCAAAGCGGACAAAGGCGAUGCAGGGGAGGAGCAAUGAAGCGGUUCAGAAUUUUGAAGCAGCUAUACGCCGCGGUGAGCGCAAGCUGGGAAAGCAGAACCAUGGCGUUUUGAAGGCCAAGUUCAACCUGGCAGUCAGUCUGGCGACGCAGGACCGAUCUGCUGAAGCAUUUGCGCUUUGGCGUGGUGUUUUGCAAAAUCAGCUGAGGCACCUUGGCCCUUUCAAUUCCGACACCCUUGCCACCCAGCGGCACAUUCUGAGCUGGGUCUACCAAGAUGACUGA
Symbiodinium pilosum is the source of this 1974-nucleotide messenger RNA. NCBI's taxonomy places the organism in Eukaryota, Dinophyceae, Suessiales, Symbiodiniaceae. The record is from the annotation of a GenBank genome assembly.